Molecule: messenger RNA, 540 nt
Organism: Microthlaspi erraticum
Lineage: Eukaryota; Viridiplantae; Streptophyta; Magnoliopsida; Brassicales; Brassicaceae
Source: the annotation of a GenBank genome assembly
AUGCUGCUUGAUUCCGUUGCGUAUGGCAUCGUGGAGAAAACAUCUUCCUUCCUUCUAAAGGGAUCAUACGAUGAGAUUCAAGAUCCAGAAUUAAUCCCCGAUGACGUCAAGAGUUCAGUUGGAAAAAGUUUCGAGUUUCUGGUCGGUGUCGAGAAGGAACACAUUGUCUAUGUAAAUGACACCUACAAGGUGCAGAAAGUAAAGAAAGGACUUCUCAUUCUCGACACGGAAUCUGGCGAUGGACCAUUCACUGCCAUUGAUAAUGGUUCCACCAUUGCCUCUGGCGAGGAGUUGUCGGUUGUCAAGAGUAACAACCAAAGCAUUUCAGAUGAUGGCUCAACCCCAUCACCCAAGCGUGGUUUUGAAUCAAUGCAAAGUGACCCUGCCGGAUCUUCCACUUCGAAGAAGCAUUGCUCCAAGCAACUGCCGACAAAAGCCAGUAAAAAGCUGGUCAAUCCGGAUGGACUAAUUAGCCAGCAUUCCGUCGCAAAUCCAAGCGAAGCAUUUCUGGUCCAGCAAUUGAGUGAGAAUCGAAGUUAA